AUGAGGGCAUACACAAGCCUUUGGGAUGCCGAUAACUGGGCAACCAGAGGCGGCCUUGUUAAAAUUGACUGGAAGAGAUCACCAUUCAUUGCUAGAAUCCGCAAUUUUAGACCAAGGGCUUGCACAUGGAAUGGGCCACUUAGCAUCAGCCAAUGUGCCCUACCUGCCCCUGGCAACUGGUGGACCUCUCCAGCAUAUGGUCAACUCAGCUUUGCCAAACUAGGACAGAUGAAUUGGAUCAGACAAAAAUACAUGACCUAUGACUACUGCAAAGAUACCAAGCGAUUCAAUGGACUAAUGCCAGCUGAGUGUUCAUUGGCACAGUAUUAG
This is a messenger RNA of Coffea arabica (coffee), 330 nucleotides long. The record is from RefSeq and is a predicted model, not a curated record. Lineage: Eukaryota; Viridiplantae; Streptophyta; Magnoliopsida; Gentianales; Rubiaceae.